Molecule: messenger RNA, 2475 nt
Organism: Dujonia railenensis
Lineage: Eukaryota; Fungi; Ascomycota; Pichiomycetes; Serinales; Debaryomycetaceae
Source: the annotation of a GenBank genome assembly
AUGAACCACUCCAAUUUCUCACAUUCAUCCCUCGAUGAGAACAUGUACGACAUAUCGAUUUCUCGAAAUAUCAACACGAAGAAAUCGUUCAAAUCGGCCUACUCGCCACAGAGGGUGGGAUCCCUAACCUCUUUGACAGCUUUGAAUGAUGUGCAGCCACAACACCCGAUUGCACUUACCUCCAACAAACGCCCGGGGGAAAACUACUUUAUUGCCAAGUUGAAUCAGAGCAACCCACACUUGGACUCCGCAAUACGACCAAAGCUGGGAGAGUCGAUUCUCUCUCUUCAAUCAGACGAAACGUCGCACCUGAGCCACUUCGAUCCUCAUGAUUCCAGAUUGAGCUCCUUGAGUAGCACUUCAAUAAUAGACCCCUCUCCCUCAGAAUCUCCAUCAAACAAUCAUUAUAGCUUUACUCUGUCGACGGACUUGACUAUAGACGAGGAAGAAGAAGACGAAGAAGAUGUUGUUGGCUCCUUGAGAAAAGUUAAGGCUGAGCAACAUCUGAGCGGUGGAAGUGAUGAUGAUGAUACUUACAGUAUAGUUCUGGGAGACAUGAUACGUAGCAAUUCCACUAUCACCUUGAGAAACCCAGUAAGACGCUCUUCGACAGGAGCCAGCUCCAAUACUCCUGCUAAGACAAGACCCAAGUUGACUUCGUUGUCCACCGGCAAUGUAUCGACCAUACCUAGUGCAAACGGCAACAGGAUGGGUCUUCUCCGUACAAAAACAAAAUAUCUUUCAAAGGAUCAAAUUAAAGAACGUCAACUCCUCCGUAAGCAAGAAUACGACGCAAAUGACGAUGACGAUGACGAAAUCCUAAACAAUGACCUCGAUCUCGUUUUUAACGUUCCAGUGAUUACCAAUCACUCUGAAUUAUAUCUUCAUCAAAGACUCCCCUCCUCAUCAACUCCAAACUUACCAUUGAGCCGUAAAUCGUCCGUCACGUCAGAGAAGUCUGCUGCGGGCUCAAAAGUGAAGUCUUAUUCCAACCUUAUGCUGGACAACAAAUACUAUCCUGCUCCUAAACCAUUUCCCAUGCCUGGAGUGAACGACCAGGCAAGCCAUGAUGCCAUGGUAGGUGGGAAUACUGAUAUAGAUCACCACGUCACUCACAAUAUUUCACAGUACUACUCGCAAAGAUCGACAUCUAUUUCCAAGCUUGUGAAGUUGUCAAGAGAACAAGACUUGAUGUACAAAUUACCAAACUUCGUCAAGUCCCAAUCCAGCUUGGAUGACAUGCAAUUGAUGUCCACUGAAAAAUUGAAUUAUUUGGACCAAACUAGACCUAUUAAUCUCCCACCAAAGUCUUCUUCAGAUAUCUUUAAGCACAAUAAAGAAUUCAAGAAGUGUUUAAGUGACUUUGAACUUUAUAAUCAAAACUUCAUAAAUUCUAGACAAAGGCAACAUGAUAGUCGCAAUGGAUAUUUCAAAGCCUGGGAAGAUUUGAGUCAAUCCAGUACGAAGGAAGGUGGGCACAAGGAUUUUGUAAGGAAACUAUACAGGGAAAGAAAUUCCGUUAGAAGUUUGAAUUGGAACUCGAAUUGUCCAACAAAUAUUAGAUGUUCACUUUUGAAUGGAUUUCUUCAAAUUUCACCUGUUCAAGUGACCGAAGAAGACAGUUUUUCAUAUCUUAUGAGGAAGUAUGAAAGUUCACCUUCCAGCAAAUUAAUGGGAAAAGAUUUAGAAUUCAGUCAAAUAAUUCGAGUUAUUCUUGACAAACCAUUAUACAAAGCCAUAAUAAGUAAACUCAACAAGGAGAAGAUCGGCAGUAUAAUGGAAGAGUUUAAAACCUUAUUGUAUCUCCAGUCUAUGUCUUCGGAUGGACUUCAUAAACAUGAUGAGCUAUUCCUUAUCCCUGCAAUAAUCUUCUCAUUACCUGAGAAUUCCACUGAAGAAAAAUUUAAUCUUGUCCAACGAAUUAACGCCAAGGUGUUGAAUAAAGAAUUUCUUGUCGAUUUCAAUGAAUCAUUAGGAAAGUGGGGCAGUGUAGGUACUAGCUCCCUUCGCAAGAUCUUUGGUAAUGAUAAUUUAAAAGAAUUUGAAAACUUGAAUUCCAACAAUAUCUGGGAAAUAAUUAACCAAUUGUCUGAUACUCAACCAUUGAGUUUAUCUGCACCAUCUACCCCGAUUUUGAUUCAGUCAUUUUCAUCAUUAUCAUUUGAUACUGAAAACAGUGAUAACUCUGGCAGUUCUGAAGGAAGCACUGCUGCUUCGUCUGCUUGCCUCGAGUUGAUCACCAAGAUUGUUCAAUCUUUAGUUGUCUACGUCAACUCAUCUGCGCCCAAAAAAUUUCAGUUGAGAAUUUUGCAAGGGUUUAUGUUGGCUAUCUUCCAAUUCUAUCAUUUUGGUUGGAAUAAUUUUAAUGACUUAAUUUCCAAUAACGUUCCAAUCAAAUUGAAUAAUUCUAAUAAUGCUAACGAAAACUUGAACUCAUUUGUUAAUAAGUGGAAAGAUUGUUUACAAUAUUUCUAA